AUGCCUGAACUAAUCUCUGUCCAAGAGUUCAUCUCUCAGACCCAAGAGGAUCUGAGCUCUCCGACAACCUCGUCCUUCACCAGUCACAUGGGCAGAUGCCGGAGCACUGUUUGUAGCCAAGAGGAGGCCUUGGACUCGGAUCGAACAGUUUUGCAAAAAAUGAGGAAAGCAGUGAAAGCGGAACAUGCAACCGGACAAGAUCUCAUUAGCCAGUUAGAUGCUCAUAUUGCAGCUCAGGAGAGAUAUUCCGGAAACUAUCGCAACAAUCAGGAUGAGAAACUGGCAGAAGCCUUUCUCACUUUUGCUGCAUUCUCACGGGAGCUGCUAAAUGCUGUCAAGAGUUUGUUGCAGAGUUUAUCUCAAAACAUUAAUUUUCCCCUGGAGUCAUUGAUCAAGGGAGAUUUCAAAGGGGACUUUAAGAAGCCUUUUGAGAAAUCUUGGAAAGACUACGAGAGCAAAGUCACGAAGAUUGAAAAAGAAAAGCGAGAGCUGGCAAAACAGUACGGGAUGGUGCGAACUGAGGUUAUGGGUGGUGAGAUUGCUGAGGAGAUGGAAAAGGAGAGAAGGAUGUUCCAGUUAAACAUGUGUGAGUAUCUAAUUAAAGUGAACGAAAUUAAAACCAAGAAAGGGGUUGACUUGCUGCAGAACAACAUCAAUCACUGCAAUGCCCAGUUCACUUUUUUCCAGAUAUGUUUAAAGGCUACAGAGAAGCAUAAAGAGUUUAUCGAGAGUCUUGUCCCUAAGCUUCAUAGUAUGAAGACACAGCAGGAGGAGGAGAAGAAGCAGCUGUCCUCCCUUCGGGAUCAACUCAAAGCAGCACUGCAGCUGGACCUAAAAGAGAAUUCUGUUAGCAAGCCACUGAGAUACAGCAUGCACCAGCUGCAGGGAAAUAAGCAAUACGGCACAGAAAAAUCAGGGAGCCUUUUUAAGAAAAGUGAUGGCUUAAGAAAAGUGUGGCAGAAGAGAAGGUGCACAGUCAGGAAUGGCUAUCUUACCAUCUCACACAGCACGCUAAAUCGGCCUCCAGUGAAGCUGAAUUUACUCACUUGCCAAGUGAAGCCAAAUGUGGAUGACAGAAAAUGUUUUGAUCUUAUUUCACAUAACCGAACAUACCACUUCUUGGCAGAUGAUGACCAAGAAUGCACAGCGUGGAUCUCUGUCCUCAGCAACAGUAAAGAAGAGGCCCUGAAUGUGGCAUUCAAACAGUCACCAGGCCGGGAAGGGAAUAGUAUGGAGGACCUAACUGGAGCAAUCAUUGAGGAAAUAAAGCGCAUGCCAGGAAACAACAUGUGCUGUGACUGCUCAGCAUCAGAUCCAGCAUGGCUCUCCAUUAAUUUGGGAAUUCUGAUCUGUAUCGAAUGUUCUGGGAUUCAUCGGGAGAUGGGAGUCCACCACUCACGUAUUCAGUCACUAGCCUUGGAUAAGUUGUCAACUUCAGAGCUUCUGUUGGCUAAGAAUAUUGGAAAUUCAAGAUUUAAUGACAUAGUAGAAGCCAACCUGCCCAGCUCAUCUCCAAAGCCCACUACUGAUAGUGCUAUGGUUCUUCGGAAGGAUUUCAUUAUUUCCAAGUAUGUUGAUUGGAAAUAUACUGCCCAGAGAGUCACAGGGAGCUCAACAGCUAGGCUCAAGGACCUGCAGGAUGCUGUCACAGGAAAAGAUGUAUUUAUCUUGCUUCAGGCAUAUGCUGAAAAGGUGGAUUUAAGUGAGCGUCUUUUGGAGCCCAGACAGGAACCUGGAGAAACACUCCUUCAUCUGGCAGUUCUCAUUUGUGACCGAACCUCUUUGCAUAUUGUAGACUUUCUGGUGCAUAACAGUGGGAGCCUGUUGAAGCAGACAUCUAAAGGGAACACGCCUCUUCAUUACUGCAGCCUUCAUAAUAAACCGGAAUGUAUUAAACUCCUUCUACGAGCCAAAGCCAACAUUACAAUCACUAAUGAAAUUGGAGAUACGGCCCUUGACAUUGCUAGGAAGAAGAAUUAUGCCAUGUGUGAGGAUCUGCUAUUUCAGGCUCAAAAUGAUCAGUUCAAUAUGCGUGCUCAUGUGGAAUAUGAGUGGCGGCUAGGCCAAGAGGACAUGUUUGAAAGUGAUGAUGAUCUGGAUGAAAAGCUCAGUCCUGUAAACAAAGAUCGUAUUCUUCGACCUCAAAGCUGCUAUAACCCACUGGGAACAGCCUCUCAGCUGUGGAGAAACACGGCUGAAUUUUCAAAGGGAGCAAGUCCAGCAUCCCAGGAGAAAUGCAAUGACAUGUAUGCUGUCCCGCAUGCUGCUUCCUUUAGCCAUGUUGCAAAAGCACUCUCCCCUGUCUCUGCUUGUACUGGCCCACCUCUGCCACCACGCAAUGUACCCAAAGCACCCAGCUUCCCACCUCCAUUGCCCCCAGUGAGCAGGCCAGCUUUUCCUACAGAUACAGGAGGUAGGAAGAUUCUACCACCACCUCUGACUAUUCGACAUAAACGGACCUCCUCAGAGCCUUCCCCCUCUGCAUUACUGAACAACACCAGUCCUGCCGAAGAUUCUAGAUCAUUCUCACCACCAAUAUGCCGCUCUCCAAAAGAAGCUUCUCCUAAGAGUUUGAGCUCUGAAUCGUCUUCUGAUUUUCCUGAAAGGAUAGAUUCCUGGAAGAAAUCUUCCUUGAAGAAAGUAGGGACCCUUACUGGACCAAACCAACAGAUUAGAAACAGCCACUGGGAUUCUUCUCUUUCACCUGAAUCACCGCAUGAUGUUCCACCACCUCUGCCUAGAAGGGGAAGUUUGAAUAAGGCCUGUCUCCGUCGUGUCAGAGCCCUUUAUGAUUGUUGGGCUGACCAUGAAGAUGAACUAACCUUCCAAGCUGGAGAAAUAAUCAUAGUAGAUGGGCAGGAAGAUUCAAGCUGGUGGUGUGGCUGGAUUGAAGGGCAGCCUCAGAGGAAAGGUGUCUUCCCAGUACCAUUUGUUCAUGAACUGUAUGAAUAGAAGAAGAUCCAUAGAGUUCUUUUCAUGCACAGGACUUUUAUACCAUCAGCACCACUCAUGCCCACAAAUGUUACCAUCUACAGCUAAUAGGAUGGCACGCUGAAUCAGGAGCCAGAUUGGUGCAAGUACAAUGUCAUGGGGUGCAAUCCGCAUCAUCUUCAAGUUAUUGGUAAAAUGUCAGUUAGUUUCAGUAGAAUAGCAUUGUACUCCAAGCGUAUUGUCCAUUGGAAGUAGCCUUCUUCUUACAUAUUAGCAGUGGUGCGGGAGCUGCUUCUUCAUGGUGCUAUCCCUCAGUGUUACAGAAAUGUGUCUGGUUCCAUGUGCAUCUAGAAUUCAGUUGUAAGAAUCUGUUCUAGCUGAUCGUUAGCCUCGCUACUGGUUGAGUAAAGAUUGAGUAACGCCUAUGACACUUCUAAGUUGUGAUACCACAUGGGCCCAUGUGAAUGAGCCAACAAGAUCCAAGUAUUCAUUAUGGAAAGCUGCACCACUUUUGUGCAGUCAUGUCACUCACUUUUCAGUGGGCUGAAGGUCAACCAAUGCAAUGUAUUCAGAAGUAUUUGUGUGGGCUCACUUUUUGUAAUGUACCGUCAUAAGGCCUGAAGGGAUUUGAAGCAACCACCUUUCUGUUCCAAGGCAAGGAUUCUACAUGCAUGAACUUCUCACAGCUUAACCUACAGAAUCCAGAGCACUAUGUGCUAGAGGAAGAGCAGAGGAAUAAAAUCAGGACACACAACAAGAAGGUGCCUGCAGAGCCUCUAGCUUCAGUUGGCACAAACAAGUGAGCCAGUCCCAAUAUAGUAACAAAUCAACCCCUGAAGCAAAACCCAUCCAUUAUACCCGGCCCCCACAACACCAACAGUCAAAUCUAGUUGUCCAGUUUCUGGUACCCAUAAAGAAGCUGCCUGCUGGUCUUGGAUGUGAGGAAAAAAUUGCCCGACCAUUUGGAGGGCCAUUCAGAUAUCAAUAAUAAGCAACAAAAUAUCUUCUUAUUUUUGCAAAUGUAUCCAGCUCCACCAUUCAACCAAUGAGGUUAUUUUCUUCUAUAGAUAAGAGUAUUCUAGAAUAAUUUCAGGUGGGCAGCUGUGUUUGCCUGUAGUAGAAGAGCAAGAGUUGG
Eublepharis macularius is the source of this 4066-nucleotide messenger RNA. Its product is annotated as arf-GAP with SH3 domain, ANK repeat and PH domain-containing protein 2-like. Bases 1 to 2952 code for a protein of 983 amino acids. Gene Ontology annotation, cellular component: cytoplasm. Gene Ontology annotation, molecular function: protein binding; GTPase activator activity. The transcript has 28 exons. NCBI's taxonomy places the organism in Eukaryota, Metazoa, Chordata, Lepidosauria, Squamata, Eublepharidae. The record is from RefSeq and is a predicted model, not a curated record. Gene Ontology annotation, biological process: positive regulation of GTPase activity.